UGAAUGGUAUUUAGGUCUUUGAUCUAAAAAACCAUGGAAAGUGAAAACGUGUCCAAAACUUGUUUUUUUCAUAUUUGAUUUCACCAAUUUUAAUUUAAUAAUUAAAAAGGCUAUAUCCGACAUGAAAAUUGUAUAUAUAUUGCGGAAACUGGAAGAAGAGAAGAAACCAAUACAAAGAUAAAACUCAUAGCAAACUGUGGGGGAAAAAAGAGAGACAAACCGACGACAAAGGGUUUACUAUACUAUAUUGAUUUUGUCAUAAAUCAUUAUCCUCAAAUGGCCAACAAAGCUAGCUUCCAUCUACUCAUGAUCUUCUGCUUAACUCUAUCUCAGUUUUUUUUCUUCUUCCCUACCAAUGCUUCGAGAUAUGGGAGUUUGAUGGAGAGGCCUGAUCAAAUUUUCCUACCUCAACAAGAUACAAUACUGGACGUGAAAAAGGACGUGGAGGAAAGGGUGACGAUGGAGUUAAAUGAUUAUCCAGGCUCCGGUGCCAACAACCGGCACUUGCCACGUGGAAGAGGAUGCAUCGAUUGCUGAUAAAAUUUAAAGAAGAAUUAAAACGUGAUACAAAAAAAAAACGAUUAACGUCGGAAAUCUUGACGGGAAAAACUUAAUUAUAAUCGAUAAAUUUAUGUAGCUUACGUCUGAAUUACUGUUUACUGACUAUUAAUUCAGUUAGUUAACAUCGAGGUACAUACGUGGCCAGUUUAAUACUAUCGGAGGCCCUUGGACAAAAAAAUACAUUCUGAGGCCCUAUAUCUAAUUAGUUUUAAAUAUUAUGUUUCUAAAAGUUUUUAACUCGAGUAUUUAACAUUUAGACCCAAAAAAAAAAAGAAAAGAAGCUCGAGUAUCGCAUCAAAUAUUUAUGCUGGAUUUCUUAGCUAGAAAAUUUUGUAAUUUUGUGCUUUUAAUGCUGUCUAUAUCUAAGCCAAUCAUGUUAAUGGAAAUAAUCAAGACAUCCAA
Messenger RNA from Brassica rapa (field mustard), 963 nucleotides. RefSeq lists its product as uncharacterized. Lineage: Eukaryota; Viridiplantae; Streptophyta; Magnoliopsida; Brassicales; Brassicaceae. The record is from RefSeq and is a predicted model, not a curated record.